GCGUGCCUUACGUGGUGACGCAAUGCAACAACUGCGGGUCCCGAUUGCUGCAGCCGCUUGUCAUUGUGACGAAGAUUGGCACUAAGUUGUGAACGUCUGGCGUUAGAAUGCUCCAGCGUUGCCAGUAGCAACAGUAACUAUGAUGACGUCGCCAUCGUCGGUGUCCAUGGAGGAGUUUCAGGAGACUCAACAGAUGCAGGAGGAGGAGCACUCAGUGGGAGAGACAGAUGAAAGGUUGGAGGAGGAAGAAGAGCGAGAGGAAGAGGAGGAAGAGGAGGAGGAGGAGGAGAGUGUCCCAGUGUCAGCUGACCCCCAGACACCCAUGGAGGCCCAAAAAGCCGCUAUUUACAGGCACCCCCUGUUCCCCCUGCUGGCACUUUUGUUUGAGAAGUGUGAGCAGUCCACGCAGCGUUCCGAGUGUGUCACUUCGGCCAGCUUCGACAUGGACAUCCAAAACUUUGUGCGGAGUCAGGACAAGGAGAACAAGUCCUUCUUCAGCGAAGACCCCGAGCUCGACAACCUGAUGGUGAAGGCGAUACAGGUGUUGCGUAUCCACCUGCUGGAGCUGGAGAAAGUGAGCGACCUGUGUAAAGACUUCUGCAGUCGCUAUAUCGCCUGCCUGAAGACUAAGAUGAACAGCGAGACUCUACUGAGCAGCACCGAUCCGGCGAGUCCCUACUCACCUACACAGACUCAGACUCCUAGCUCCUUUGCUGGGACUGUGAGUCCACAGGGGAUUGUACUACCAACAUCCGCAUUACAACAAGGCAGCCUUACUGUGACGGCAGUAAACCCCUCACAGGUGGUGUCAGGUGGCACAGUCUAUCAGCCUGUAACUGUUGUAACUCCUCAAGGCCAGGUGGUUACCCAGGCCCUCUCACCUGGCACAAUACGCAUCCAGAACUCACAGCUUCAGUUGCAGCUGAACCAGGACCUCAGCUUCCUGAGUCAAGAUGAAAACUCUUCCAAGACAAAACGAGGCAUUCUGCCCAAGCACGCCACCAGCGUCAUGCGUUCUUGGCUCUUCCAACACAUCGGGCAUCCAUAUCCUACAGAAGAGGAGAAGAAGCAGAUUGCACUGCAGACUAAUCUCACCCUGCUGCAAGUCAACAACUGGUUCAUAAACGCGCGAAGGCGAAUCUUGCAGCCGAUGUUAGACGCCAGCUCAUCUGAGGCACCCAAGAACAAAAAGAAAACACCACAGACUCGUCCACUUCAGCGCUUCUGGCCAGACUCCCUCGCAUCCUCGGUCUCCCAGCAACAGGUUACCAUGGAAGAUGGUACCAUGGUAUCAGUGAGCAUGGUAGGAGAGGACGGGCUGCAGACACUGUCGUCUGACGGAGCCACGCUGGCCAUGCAGCAAGUGAUGAUGGGAGGCCACAGCGAGGAUGAUGAAGACGACAAUGAAGAAGAUGAAGAGGACAAUCUAUCCCACUCUGACAUGACCAGGCUAGGUCUGGAAACCAGCGACUCACUGUAGGAUUGAGAGAACAGAUUUACACAUAAACACACACACACACACACACUCUGCCAGGGAUGUCGAGAGACACAUUAAAAGAUAUUGUUAGAGAUAUUGUUUAAGAAAGCGAAAAAAAAAACCCUGAAGGAAAAAGACAUGAUGAAAAUGACAUUUUCUCACUGUGCGGUCAGGUGCAUGAUCACGUACUGUACGUCACAUUACGGACAAUCAGGUUGUCAAACAUCCUGAUGAUUAUUCGAUUGGAAGGCUCAAAGCCACACAAGCCAAAAAAAUGCAGUUCAUGUACACACACAGACACACACACGCAGACACACAAAUGAUAAGCACAAUCGUACAACAUGUCUGGGGUUUCUUGCACAGUGAGGAUAUGCAUCGGUUUCAUUUCAAAAACUUGUUUUUUUUUUUGUUUGUUUGUUAUUUGUUUGUCUGUUCAGCAGCACAAAGGAAACCUCAUGCACUUUUUAGUAUGUUACUGUAAACAGCCAUGUUGAAAACAGCCAAAAGAAAAGAAAAGAGAACGCAUAGGUAAAUGCUGGAUGAUUUGGCUUUCCUUUUCCUCGUCUCCUUGGAUGAGAUCGUGUCUCUUGCAUGCCUGUGUUUGUGUUGUUUUCAGGCACCAUAGAAGAAGAAACUAUUUUUAUAUUUACACUGCUGAUAAAUCGGUGCCCCUUUGCUUCGGCUCAGUUUUGCUGUGUUUUUGGUAAAGGACAAUUUAUGUUGAUGCGAUGAUAAAAAGUCACUUUUUUUGAUAUGAUGGCCCAGUUUUGGGGGAAUUUUGAUAAAGCUUAAUACCUGCUAAUACAAAGAAAGAGCUUUUGCUAUAGUCAUAAGUAGGAGAAAAAUAAAUACAAGGCCGUACAUCUUUUAUUUUAAGAAAUGAAACUGGCCUUGCUUUUGUUUAAUUAAACUGACCAGCACUUCUGCUACAGCUUUAGUCUGUAGGAAAACCAACACCCAUUAAAAGUGGCAGUGAAUCAAUUGGUUCUGUUUUACACACCAUUGUCGAUUUGUCCUUAUAAUUAUAUUCAUUUUAUGUUAAAUAUUAACUAUUACUUUGCUAUUCAGUGGGUAUUUAUCCAUGAUUUAAAACAAGCAAAUAAAUCCUAGCUUCUUAGCAAGUUCAUGAAGUCCAAAGAAGAUGAAUAAAUAAAUACAUUCUGCUUCUGGCCAAGUGAACCUAAGUGAAAUAUUAGAUUCGACCCAGUACUCUGAUACUUCCUCGUAUCUAUAUCCUUUAGCCUCUGACUCAGCUUUCUGCCAUCAUUUAAGGAAGAAUUAUUUAUUUAAAGGAGCUGUGUGCAAUUUUAGAGCCCUCUGCUGCCUGUGAGGUGAAUUGCAAUAGCAAUGAAUGAAUUGUGACUCCCCGUGACCCGAGGUAGUUCGGAUAAGCGGUAGAAGAUGAAUGAAUGAAUUCAUGAAUGAAUGAAUUGUGACUCUUGUGGGUUGCCCUUUAAAGAAAAAGCGGGCGGAGCUCAUUUAAAAAAAUGUAAACGUUAAAGAAAGAACAUAUUAGGAUCUCUUGCAUGGCAGUAUUUCUAAUCCCAGUAUUUCUAAUGAGUUGUCGUUAAAACGAUACAAUAUUUAUGUCUAACAACAUUUUUAAAAAUUACAAACGGCUCCUUUAAUUAAACAUUCUGAACAAUUGUGGAGAGAAAGAAGAGCAUGAACAUGCAAAGAGUGUGAACAUGAACAUGCUUCUGUUUCUUUUCUUUUCUUUUUUUUUUUUUAAUUUAUAACAGUUUUAUUUAAAUAAGUUUUAAUUUUUGUACCUGAUAUGCCAUAAGCCUAUGAUAUAAAUCCUCCACUUUCUCAAGUAAAAAAAUUUGUCUUGACAAAAAAUCCAUAAUAAUUAUAUAAAUAAUUAAAUUGAAUUAUGUAAUUCAUGUAAGCCUUAUUUUAUUUUAUUUUAUGUCAGUUCCUUUGUCCUACAUUUCAGUAUAGGAAGUGCUUCAAACACCCACCAGCUCCGGGUUCUUGCCCCGAUACUGCAGAAGUCUAUUCACGUGCUGAUCGUAGGGAAAAUCGACAAAGGUGUGAUUAAAAACACAAUUGGUUUAACAGAAUUUUUUUAAUAAAACAUUAUUUAAAAAUAGGAAACUGGUAAAACAUUUUCCGUAUGCAUAUCAGAAACAGUCCAUAAGAUCUGGAUGUAAUCAGGCCUUUGAUUAAGAACACAAUCAUCAUUUCUAUAUUUAUCUCCAUUAAGUGCAAUGGAACACUUACAAGUUGCCAUUUUGGCCUCCACAAACGUUUUUCCAUCACAACUGAGCUGAGACAAUUCGUGUUUCGAGUAUGUAAAGAUUUAUUGCAUGGGUUUGUACUUUAUUGCUGUAAAGAAAUAAAAGCACUAUUAUUUCCAAGCAUUGUUAUACUUUACAGUAGAAAACAUGUAGGCCUACAGACAAUGUGUGAAGUUGCACAAUGUAAAAAUGAUUAAGAAAAAAAAAAGUACAGUCGGCCAGUUUUGAAUUUCAUAAAUCUUUCACUCCUGGUAUGCUCCACGUCACGUUCGUUAAAACUGUAGCCGACAUUUUUUGUUGUUGUUGUUGUAGUUGUAGUUUUUUGACUGCAUUUUGCCAAAUCUUAACAUUUUCACUCCUGAAAUCCACCCGUUUUAAACUAUGCGCUCUUGUCUCGUUUCUGGAUUUUGAUUCAUAUAUAUUUUUUUUUUUUGCCAAUUUUCUCUUAAGCUUUCUUAUCACGGUGUGGUUUUAAUUUUUUCAGCCAUCGCUGGUGUGUGGUGAAAAAAUCAGCACUGAUCUGACUUCAUUUAGUUUUGCAUGGUGGGUUUCCACAUGCUGCAUGUUUCCCUAUGAGCUUUAUAAACCGAACACCUCACCUGAAUAUGCUAACAUGAUGCUAACAGGACUUGGCUAACAACGAAUGAGUAUGAUUACAUGGGCAUGACGCUAGUAUGCGCCCCCCCCAAUAGCCUUCAUUUAUUAUUAGAAACAUUUUUCAGGUGAAAUAUUCAAUUAAAAUUUGAACUCUUUUUAAGCUACUCGAGCUGCUUUUCACGCUAGUGCUCAUGUUUGCCUUUCUCUGUUUUAUAAUAAACUCAAUAAUUGAGUAAAAAUA
This is a messenger RNA of Tachysurus vachellii, 4558 nucleotides long. RefSeq names its product pbx/knotted 1 homeobox 1.2 (gene pknox1.2). The transcript has 11 exons. Gene Ontology annotation, biological process: regulation of transcription by RNA polymerase II; angiogenesis. NCBI's taxonomy places the organism in Eukaryota, Metazoa, Chordata, Actinopteri, Siluriformes, Bagridae. The coding region runs from base 140 to 1480 and encodes 446 amino acids. Gene Ontology annotation, molecular function: DNA-binding transcription factor activity, RNA polymerase II-specific; RNA polymerase II cis-regulatory region sequence-specific DNA binding. The record is from RefSeq and is a predicted model, not a curated record.